Molecule: messenger RNA, 1626 nt
Organism: Trematosphaeria pertusa
Lineage: Eukaryota; Fungi; Ascomycota; Dothideomycetes; Pleosporales; Trematosphaeriaceae
Product: MFS general substrate transporter
Exons: 5
Coding region: 1-1626 (541 amino acids)
Biological process (GO): transmembrane transport
Molecular function (GO): transmembrane transporter activity
Source: RefSeq, a predicted model, not a curated record
AUGGCAGCUUCAUGCUAUUACAGCAGGGUAAGAGGGACUGUUUCCCGAUCGAAAGCUUACACUAACAGCGUGAGACUUCUUCUAAGCAUGUGGCUGGCUCAGAUGGAGUCAACAAUCACGAGUGCAUCGGUCAUCACCAUAACGAACGACCUUGGUGGCUACAUCAAAAACUCGUGGAUUCUGACAGCAUAUUGGUUGACCUCUGGCGCCUUGCAGAUCAUCUGGGCGAAGUUAUCCGAUAUCUAUGGGCGAAAAGAAACCAUUGUUGCCUCGUUGAUCCUUUUCAGUGCUUUCUCAGGAGCAUGUGGGGGGAGUCAGACUGUAACUCAAUUAAUUAUGUUCCGCUGGCUUCAAGGUGUCGGCGGAUGCGGCAUUAUGGCCCUUGGUCAGCUAGUGUUCAUCGAGCUUGUUCCACCGUCAAAAUAUCCACUGUAUAUCGGCAUCGUUACGGCUGUGCUCUCCUCCUCGCUCGUCUGCGGCCCGCUUAUUGGAGGAGGUAUUACCAUGCAUGGCCAUUGGAGAUGGGUCUUUCUUGUCAACGUGCCAGUCGGAGUGGUCAUUUUGGCCGCUUUUCUCUGGAUAUUCCCUCGUCGGCUGAUCAAGGAACCCGCCAGCAAGCGAGAAAAUGCUUCGAUCAGCUCUCUCAAGAGAAUCGACUUCGUCGGUGGUACAUUACUGCUUGGAACCUGCCUUCUGCUUACAACGGGCCUUCAGCAGGCGAGUAUUUAUAGAUUCGAUUCCGCAUUGGUACUCCCAUUGCUAGUCUGCACCGCGCCAUUCCUUCUCGCAUUUCUUGCCUCCCAGUGGUUCAUUACGACAAGGAGGGCCAGUGCGGAACCAGUGUUUCCGUGGAGAUUUUGCACUGAUCGAGUGCGAGCAGCACUUGUCAUUAUUACAUUACUCAACGGAGGAGUCCUAUCAAUAUGCGUUGUUCAGAUUCCACAACGCUUCAUGACUCUAAAUGGGAUGUCCGCCUUUUCCGCUGCCGCUCGCUUGCUCGCAUUCGGGGCCUUUGUGCCUACUGGAUCAAGCGUUGCUGUGACAGUAAUGAGCAAGCUACGAAUAUCUCCAGCGAUUAUCAUGGCUCUCGGUGCAACCCUGCAGAUUUCCGGAGCCGCUCCGCUCUCUCGGGCUCCGACCGGAUCACAUGUAGAGCCGUGGCAAUAUGUUUGUCAAGUUCUUAUAGGAUUGGGGGUCGGUUUCAUCAUAUCGGCUGUCAUGAUCUUGAUCCCAAAGGCUGUGGAGGAAAAAGAUCUUGCCGUCGCAAUGGCCGCCCAGUCUCAAUUUAGAAUACUCGGGGGGCUGAUAGCGGUUUCAAUCAGUGCCACCAUUACCACACGCUAUCUACAGCCGCAUAUACGGAGCUUACUCCCAGACCAGCUGGCCAACCUGCUACUCCAGAGGACGGAGGCUAUACAGCAGUUGUCCGGUAAGACCCUUGCCGAAGUGCGGGUAGUCUUUGGAGAAGCCUACAAUCGAGAGAUGUAUCUCGCAGUCGGGCUUGCGGCUGCGUGUCUAUCGGCUUCUGCUACUGCUUGGAGAGCCCAACAGGACAAGGAUGCUACACCGAGUCCAACAGCUGAGGCUCAAUCCGCAGACGAUUUCAUUACGAAAGCAGAAAUAUGA